Molecule: messenger RNA, 1872 nt
Organism: Penicillium arizonense
Lineage: Eukaryota; Fungi; Ascomycota; Eurotiomycetes; Eurotiales; Aspergillaceae
Gene: eng2
Product: putative GPI anchored endo-1,3(4)-beta-glucanase
Exons: 1
Coding region: 1-1872 (623 amino acids)
Biological process (GO): glucan catabolic process
Molecular function (GO): hydrolase activity, hydrolyzing O-glycosyl compounds
Source: RefSeq, a predicted model, not a curated record
AUGGUUCCCUCACGUUCAUUGAGCGCUGGUUCGCUGAUGCUCACUUUAUUGUCUUCCCCUGUAGCCGCCACAAGUUACUCCCUAGUGGAGACUUGGCAGGGGAAGAAUUUCCUGGACUAUUUCAACUUUCACACCGGAGCCGACCCGACGAACGGCUAUGUGAACUAUCUCGACAAGCAGAGUGCCGAGAGUGCAGGGCUAGUUAAGGUGACCGACAGCGGCAGUGUAUACCUCGGAGUUGAUCAUAAGACCACGCUGGACCCAAAUGGCAAGGGGCGUGAUUCAGUCCGCAUUGGAAGUAAGAAGUACUAUGACCAGUCUUUGGUCAUCGCGGAUAUUGCCCACAUGCCCGGGAGCGUCUGCGGUACAUGGCCUGCUUUCUGGUCUACUGGCAAGAACUGGCCCGGGGAUGGAGAGAUUGAUAUCAUUGAGGGGGUGAACCUUCAAGAUCACAACGAGAUCGUCAUGCACACUGCUGGUACAUGCAGCUUGACGGACACAGAUAUGACUGGUGUUGUCAAUGCCACUGGGUGUGGUGAGGACUUGGGAACCGUUGGGUGCGUGAUCGAAGGCCACAAGGGCAGUUACGGCACAUCGUUCAACGGUCAGGGAGGUGGUGUGUAUGCCAUGCAGUGGACCGAUGAAUUCCUCAAGAUUUGGUAUUUCCCCCGGAGCUCGAUCCCGGCCUCUAUCACUAGUGGCAAGCCAGAUGUCACCAAAUUCGGCACCCCCAUGGCCUUGGUGGAGGAAUCAUGCGAUGUUGCGAACGCCUUCAAGUCUCAGUCCUUUGUGUUUGAUGUUACUUUCUGUGGUGACUGGGCUGGCGGUGUCUUUGGCGGCUCAGGUUGCCCUAUGACCGAUUCAGAUUCCUUCCAAAGCUGCCACAACUUUGUCGCCAACCAUCCCGCCCAGUUUGAGCAGUCUUACUGGGAAAUCAACUCGGUCAAGAUCUAUCAAACUGGUGUAGAGGGAACUGCAGUGGUUUCCUCCCAGUCCUCCAAGCCCGCGCCCCCCGUCACCUCCUCGGUUUCCGAGACUCAGGCCAUGGAAAGUCAUGCUGUUGCUGCCACUACCGAGGCUGCUCCUGUUGUCUCCCAGGCUACCGCCCAGAACCAGGCCACUGUAGUGCACUCGUCAACUGACAGAACAGACGCUGUUGGAAGCAUCCAGGCACUAAACCCUACUUCUGCUGCCCCUGCUGCUGCUCCUGAAAACACCGCUACUCAGGGGAUCCAGCAAUCUCCUGCCACCAAGAAAACCCGGACUGUCACCGCAUUUGUCACUUCAACCAAGACUAUCUGCCCCGAAGCUGAGAAAUCUUCUUCUCUUGCGGCUUUCUGGGCCGCAACCCCAACAGUAUCUCAUCCUGUUGUGCCAGUUACUGAGAUUCCCGGUAGCAGCCAGAAUGCCAAAGGACCCACCUCAGGAGCUGUAGUUGUUCCUCAAUCUGCCCCGGCAUUGCAGGCAAUCCCGGUCGGUCACAGCCAGCCCUCCGUCGAGACGGGUGUCUCUGCCCAAACCAGCCCGAUUGCUGCAGCACACGACAGCGCACCUUCUCCCACCCCGGGAUACUCAGCCUCCAGUGCUGCUCCCUCAGGCCCUGCCCAUGCUGGAGCCCCCAGCGUUGAUCUAUUCGGUGGUUCCUGGCUGCGUCCCUCUGCUGCCCCAUCUGAUGUUGCAUCUCAGCCUUCCAGGGCCCUCAUCUCUGCACCAACUGAUGUCUCCCCUGAAACUGCCGCCAGAUCUUCCUCUGGUAACUUCGUUACUAGCGAGUCUACAACCGGAGCUGUCCCGGUUUUCACCGGUGCUGCUCACAAAAUGUCACUGAGCGCCUCUGUGAUUGUCUGUGCUCUGAUUGCCUUUGCGAUCUAA